AUGUCAGUAUCUGGAAAGAAAGAGUUUGAUGUGAAGCAGAUCCUGAGGCUCCGUUGGAGGUGGUUCAGUCACCCCUCGCAGGGCUCCACAGGCACAGGGGGCUGCCAUCAGCAGGAAGGAUAUGAGCACAGAGGGACACCGGUCCAGAACAGGUUGAAGAACCACUCUCGGGACAGAAAUGGGCUGAAGAAAAACAGCAGUCCUGUCCACCACAAUAUACUGGCACCUGUGCCAGGUCCAACCCCAGUGCACCACCGAUCUAUUCAAACCUGGCAUCAGCAACAUCUCAUUGAACAGCUUCGAUCAUAUGAGGAUAUUCCAAAAACAAGCACAGAGGAAAACUCUGUCAAAGAAGAUUCAAAUAAAACCACACAGGAGUUGCAGAUGAUCACAGAAGAAAAUUCAGAUGAAUCUGCAGAGAGGCUGUCAACGACCACCAGCUCACUGCUUGGAAUGAACACCAACGGCUCAGAUGAAUAUUUCCAGUCUACAAACCAUGCAGAGCAAACAUUCCGUAAAAUGGAGAACUACCUGCAGCAGAAGCAGCUGUGUGAUGUUCUGCUCAUAGCUGGAGACCAAAAGAUUCCAGCUCACAGGUUGGUUCUCAGUGCAGUGUCUGAUUAUUUUGCUGCAAUGUUUACUAAUGAUGUACGUGAAGCAAAACAAGAGGAGAUCAAGAUGGAGGGAGUAGACCCUGAUGCACUGAAAGCUUUGGUGCGCUAUGCCUACACAGGUAUUCUAGAGUUAAAGGAAGACACUAUAGAAAGUUUGCUAGCUGCAGCUUGUCUUCUCCAGCUAUCCCAGGUUAUCGAGGUAUGCUGCAACUUCCUCAUGAAGCAGCUCCAUCCUUCCAAUUGCCUGGGGAUUCGCUCCUUUGGAGAUGCUCAGGGUUGCACAGAGCUCCUGAAGGUGGCACACACAUAUACUAUGGACCACUUCACAGAAGUAAUAAAAAACCAGGAAUUUCUGUUGCUCCCUGCUAACGAAAUUGCAAAGCUGCUGUCUAGUGAUGACAUCAAUGUUCCAGAUGAAGAAGCCAUAUUCCAGGCAUUAAUGAUGUGGGUGAGGCAUGAUUUGCAAAACCGGCAACGAGACCUAGGAAUGCUUCUUUCUUACAUUAGACUGCCCCUACUUUCCCCCCAGUUACUAGCUGAUCUAGAAAAUAGUCCAAUGUUUGCAGACGACCUAGAGUGUCAGAAGCUUCUUAUGGAGGCUAUGAAGUACCACCUUCUACCAGAGAGACGGUCCAUGAUGCAAAGCCCUCGAACUAAGCCUAGAAAAUCUACAGUGGGUGCACUUUAUGCUGUAGGAGGUAUGGAUGCCACUAAAGGUACCACUACAAUUGAAAAAUAUGAUCUUAGGACUAACAGUUGGAUACAAAUUGGUACUAUGAAUGGUAGACGAUUACAGUUUGGAGUUGCAGUAAUUGACAACAAGCUCUAUAUUGUGGGGGGAAGAGAUGGUCUGAAAACAUCUAACAUUGUGGAAUGUUUCAACCCUAUCACCAAAGUUUGGACUAUAAUGCCUCCUAUGUCAACACACAGGCAUGGCCUAGGAGUAGCAAUGCUUGAAGGACCAAUGUAUGCUGUUGGUGGCCAUGAUGGAUGGAGUUACCUUAAUACCGUAGAAAGAUGGGACCCACAAGCACGGCAAUGGAAUUACGUUGCCAGCAUGUCAACCCCUAGAAGCACCGUAGGGGUUGCAGCAUUAAAUAGCAAACUAUAUGCUGUCGGUGGACGAGAUGGGAGCUCCUGCUUGAAAUCAAUGGAAUGUUUUGAUCCACACACGAACAAGUGGAGCAUAUGUGCUUCCAUGUCCAAAAGAAGAGGCGGUGUCGGUGUUGCAACAUACAAUGGGUUUUUAUAUGCUGUGGGAGGUCAUGAUGCACCUGCUUCCAACCACUGCUCUCGACUUUCUGACUGUGUAGAAAGGUAUGAUCCUAAAACAGAUGCUUGGACAACAGUGGCCCCCUUGAGUGUACCUCGGGAUGCAGUUGGAAUUUGCCCUCUGGGGGAUAGAUUAUAUGCUGUUGGGGGCUAUGAUGGCCAUACGUACCUGGAUACUGUGGAGUCUUAUGAUGCUCAAAAUAAUGAAUGGACAGAG
Molecule: messenger RNA, 2103 nt
Organism: Nestor notabilis (Kea)
Lineage: Eukaryota; Metazoa; Chordata; Aves; Psittaciformes; Psittacidae
Gene: KLHL4
Product: kelch-like family member 4
Exons: 10
Molecular function (GO): protein binding
Source: RefSeq, a predicted model, not a curated record